AAUAAAGAACCUUGUCCGAAGAGUGAAGAACCUUGUCCUCAGAGUGAGGAACCUUGUCCUCAGGAUGACGAACCUUGUCUUCAGUGUGAAGAACGUUGUCCUGAGAGUGAAGAACCUUGUCCUCAGAAUGAAGGACCUUGUCCUCAGACUGAAGAACCUUGUCCUCAGAGUGUAGAACCUUGUCCUCAGGGUGAAGAACCUUGUCCUCAGAGUGAAGAACCUUGUCCUCGAAGUGAGGAACCUUCUCCUCAGAGAGAAGAACCUUGUCCUCAGAGUGAAGAACCUUGUCCUCAGAUUGAAGAACCUUGUCCUCAGUAUAAAGAACCUUGUCCUCAGAGUGAAGAACCUUGUCCUCAGAGUGAAGAACCUUGUCCUCAGAGUGAAGAACCUUGUCCUCAGAGUGAAGAACCUUGUCCUCAGAGUGAAGAACCUUGUCCUCAGAGUGAAGAACCUUGUCCUCAGAUUGAAGAACCUUGUCCUCAGAGUGUAGAACCUCGUCCUCAGAGUGAAGAACCUUGUCCUCAGAGUGAAGAACCUUGUCUCGAAGUGAGGAACCUUCUCCUCAGAGUAAAGAACCUUGUCCUCAGACUGAAUAAACUUGUCCUCAAAGUGAGCCACCUUGUCAUCAGAGUGAGAUAGCUUGUCCUCAGAGUGGGGAACCUCGUCUUCAGUGUGAGGAAUCUUCUCCUCAGAUUGAAGACCCUUGUCUUCAGUGUGAAGAACCUUGUCCUCGAGUGAAGAACCUUGUCCUCAGAGUGAAGAACCUUCUCCUCAGAGUGAAGAACCUUGUCCUCAGAUUGAAGAACCUUGUCCUCAGAGUGAAGAACCUUGUCCUCAGAGUGAGGAACCUUGUCCUCAGAGUGAAGAACCUUGUCCUCAGAGUGAAGAACCUUUUCCUCAGAGUGAGGAACCUUGUCUUCAGAGUCAGGAACCUUAUCGCCGGAAUGAAGAACCUUGUCCUCAGAGUGAAGAACCUUGACUCAGAGUGAAGAACCUUCUCCUCAGAGUGAAGAACCUUGUCCUCAGAGUGAAGAACCUUGUCCUCAGAGUGAAGAACCUUGUCCUCAGAGUAAAGAACCUUGUCCUCAGAGUGAAGAACCUUGUCCUCAGAGUGAAGAACCUUGUCCUCAGAGUGAAGAACCUUGUCCUCAGAGUGAAGAACCUUGUCCUCAGAGUGAAAAACCUUGUCCUCCGAGUGAAGAACCUUGUCCUCAGAGUGAAGAACCUUGUCCUCAGAUUGAAGAACCUUGUCCUCAGAAUAAAGAACCUUGUCCUCAGAGUGAAGAACCUUGUCCUCAGAGUGAAGAACCUUGUCCUCAGAUUGAAGAACCUUGUCCUCAGAAUAAAGAACCUUGUCCUCAGAGUGAAGAACCUUGUCCUCAGAGUGUAGAACCUUGUCCUCAGGGUGAAGAACCUUGUCCUCAGAGUGAAGAACCUUGUCGUCGAAGUGAGGAACCUUCUCCUCAGAGAUAAGAACUUGUCCUCAGAGUGAAGAACCUUGUCCUCAGAUUGAAGCACCUUGUCCUCAGAAUAAAGAACCUUGUCCUCAGAGUAAAGAACCUUGUCCUCAGAGUGAAGAGCCUUGUCCUCAGAGUGAAGAACCUUGUCCUCAGGGUGAAGAACCUUGUCCUCAGAUUGAAGAACCUUGUCCUCAGAAUAAAGAACCUUGUCCUCAGAGUGAAGAACCUUGUCCUCAGAGUGAAGAACCUUGUCCUCAGGGUGAAGAACCUUGUCCUCAGUGUGAAGAACCUUGUCCUCGAAGUGAGGAACCCUCUCCUCAAAGUGAAGAACCUUGUCCUCAGAGUGAAGAACCUUGUCCUCAGAGUGAAGAACCUUGUCCUCAGAUUUAAAGAACCUUGUCCUCAGAGUGAAGAACCUUGUCCUCAGAGUGAAGAACCUUGUCCUCAGAGUGAAGAACCUUGUCCUCAGAGUGAAGAACCUUGUCCUCAGAAGUGAAGAACCUUGUCCUCAGAGUGAAGAACCUUGUCCUCAGAGUGAAGAACCUAAACCUCAGGGAGAAGAAACUUAUCCUCGGAGUGAAGAACCUUGUCCUCAGAGAGAAGAACCUUGUCCUCAGAGUGAGGAACUUUGUCCUGAGAUUGAAGAACUUUGUCCUCAGAAUAAAGAACCUUGUCCUCAGAGUGAGGAACCUUGUCCUCAGACUGAAGAACAUUGUCCUCAGAUUGAAGAACCUUGUCCUCAGAAUAAAGAUCCUUGUCCUCAGAGUGAAAAACCUUGUCCUCAGAGUGAAGAACUUUGUCCUCAGAGUGAAGAACCUUGUCCUCAGAGUGAAGAACCUUGUCCUCAGAGUAAAGAACGUUGUCCUCACAAUGAAGAAACUUGUCCUCAGAAUGAAGAAACUUGUCCUCAGAGUGAAGAACCUAGACCUCAGAGAGAAGAAACUUAUCCGCGGAGUGAAGAACCUUGUCCUCAGAGUGAAGAACCUUGUCCGCAGAAUAAAGAACCUUGUCCUCAGAAUGAAGAACCUUGUUCUCAGAGUGAAGAACCUAGACCUCAGAGAGAAGAAACUUAUCCUCGGAGUGUAGAACCUUGUCCUCAGAUUGAAGAACCUUGUCCUCAGAAUAAAGAACCUUGUCCUCAGAGUGAAGAACCUUGUCCUCAGAGUGAAGAAACUUGUCCUCGAAGUGAGGAACCUUCUCCUCAGAGGGAAGAACCUUGUCCUCAGAGUGAAGAACUUUGUCCUCAGAUUUUAGAACCUUGUCCUCAGAAUAAAGAACCUUGUCCUCAGGGUGAAGAACCUUACCUCUGA
Messenger RNA from Paramuricea clavata, 2770 nucleotides. Lineage: Eukaryota; Metazoa; Cnidaria; Anthozoa; Malacalcyonacea; Plexauridae. The record is from the annotation of a GenBank genome assembly.